Messenger RNA from Ipomoea triloba (trilobed morning glory), 1474 nucleotides. RefSeq names its product sister chromatid cohesion protein DCC1. The transcript has 4 exons. Gene Ontology annotation, biological process: mitotic sister chromatid cohesion; maintenance of mitotic sister chromatid cohesion. Gene Ontology annotation, cellular component: chromatin; Ctf18 RFC-like complex; nucleus. Bases 98 to 1291 code for a protein of 397 amino acids. Lineage: Eukaryota; Viridiplantae; Streptophyta; Magnoliopsida; Solanales; Convolvulaceae. The record is from RefSeq and is a predicted model, not a curated record.
CCCUAGUCUGGAACCGACCCGAAUCGACGCUCGUCGUUUGCAGCUCCGGACGAAGAGAAAAACAGGAUUUUUGUUCUUGUCUUCUUAAGUGGUGGUUAUGGAGCUAUUGCAAUCUGGUUGUGAAGGAGGGGCAGAAGCAGUACUAGAACUUAAACCAAACUCGUCUCUUUCUAUUGCCUAUCAUCCUCGCUUUGGACCUCACGAUGAUCUAUUUCUUAUUGAGCUUGAUGAGAAACUCCUCCCUGAUUUCCUACACCAAAGUGUAACGUUGAGAGGGCAGCCUGAUGAAGAUGCAGUUCUGUGCACACUGUCGAAAACUUAUGCUGUCAAAUUUGUAGGGUCGUCGAACUCUGUGUUCCUUAUCCCUCCAUCUGACUCAUCAAUCUCGCGUGAGGCUUCAGAAGAUGCUAGUGUGCGUAGCGAUGACAAGAAGACUGUUGCUUCUGUCAUCAAAGUGGCACCCGGCUGUAUGGAACUCGUCGAGGUUGCUCCAAGAUUAGAUAAGCUUAGAAUGCUUCUCUCCCAAAAUCCUUAUAGUUUCGAUGAGGCUUCAGAAAUGGACAUCUCAGAAGCUGUAGACGAGGGUAGAUUCCUGUAUACGUGGGAUGAUCUUGUUGAAAGCGUGCAAGCCAGUGAUGAGGAACUGAGAGCCGGGUUACAAGCUCUGUCUGCAGUGGAAAUAAAUGGAUAUUGGCGAAUUUUAGACGAGAAAUAUAUGGAUGCAGUGCUGAAUAUGCUUCUGCAUAAUUCAGUGAUUAACAACUGGUCUUUAAACAGACUGAUCGAAGACGAUGUUUUGCAUGUGAUGGAAGGAGACGGUUUUCCUAGCAAAAUUGCAAAGCAUUGUAUCCAAGUUCACGGCAGUAAAGUCGAGGAAGGCUCGAGCAGGAGCUCGAUUUGGAAGCUGGACGAGAAGAAAAUCUGCGUGCACUUUGCAAGAGAAAUAUUAAGAGGAAAGAAGAUGAAAACCGAAACUUUCUUAGAAGAGUGGAGACUCAGAAUUCCGGAUGGGAUGAAACCAUGUUUCGAGAUGUUGGAAGGGGAAGUCUUGACAGAAAAACUCGGGAUAGACACAUGGGUUUAUCCAUUUAGUGUUUCUUCACUGUCAUCCGUUCCUGCAGAGCGGUUUUCCGUACUGUUCCAGGAGAGGCCAAAAUGGGAGUGGAAGGAUCUGCAUCCAUAUGUCAGGGAUCUAAAAGUACCAGGGCUCUCCUUGGAAGGUUUACUGCUCAAGUACACAAGAAGAACUCAACCCACAGCAGAUGCAGAGCCAAUAUUCAGUGUAAGAUAGUCUUAGCAUGCAUAGCACACUGUUUAUGUCCAUUUUUCUUUUUGUGUAUCUGAGAGGACAAAGAUUCAACUGGUUUUUGCCCACCACUGAUAUUGAUGCCUUUCCUUUUCCUAAUAUACAAUUGUAGAACUAUAUUCAGUAAUACAAAGUGGCAGCUACUUGUCUAUUAUUAUUUAUUAUUAA